GUGCGCGUGCGCCGGUGUCCGCACUCCUAAUUAAAAAAGACCUAGUGGUUGCCUGGGAGGGGUGGCGGGGGCCGUGCCCGGAAGUAAUCUCUAGUCUCAGUCACCGGGAAUUGGCGAGGUAUCCUCUGCGGUGGAGAGGAAAUGCAGCCUCAGAGUGAUUCCAUAUUCCAGGCAGUUCAAAGAAUUCUCAACCAUAAGCUGAGCUUAGUUCCAGACUUGGAAUGGCCAAAUAUCAAGGUGAAGUUCAAAGUUUGAAAUUGGAUGAUGAUUCAGUCAUAGAAGGAGUAAGUGACCAAGUACUUGUGGCAGUUGUGGUCAGUUUCGCUUUGAUUGCUACCCUGGUAUAUGCACUUUUCAGAAAUGCACAUCAGAACAUUCACCCAGAAAACCAAGAGUUAGUAAGGGUACUUCGGGAGCAACUUCAAACAGAACAGGAUGCCCCUGCUGCUGCUCGACAGCAGUUCUACACUGACAUGUACUGUCCAAUCUGUUUACACCAAGCCUCCUUCCCUGUGGAAACAAACUGUGGACAUCUUUUCUGUGGUACCUGCAUUAUUGCAUACUGGCGAUACGGUUCAUGGCUUGGGGCAAUCAGUUGUCCAAUCUGUCGACAAACGGUGACUUUACUGCUAACAGUAUUUGGUGAAAAUGACCAAUCUCAGGAGGUUGUAUCAUUGCGUCAAGAUAUUAAUGAUUAUAACCGGAGAUUCUCAGGGCAGCCUAGAUCUAUUAUGGAAAGAAUUAUGGAUCUACCCACUUUACUGAGGCAUGCAUUCAGGGAAAUGUUUUCAGUCGGGGGCCUUUUCUGGAUGUUCCGCAUCAGGAUUAUACUUUGUUUAAUGGGAGCUUUUUUCUAUCUUAUAUCACCUCUAGAUUUUGUACCUGAAGCCUUGUUUGGAAUUCUAGGCUUUCUAGAUGAUUUCUUUGUCAUCUUUCUGUUGCUCAUCUAUAUCUCUAUUAUGUAUCGAGAAGUGAUAACACAGAGACUAAACAGGUGAAAAAAUGUGAGUUUACUAAUAUUUCAGCCAGUGUGUGAAAUCAGACAGAAGGGCUGAUGGCAGUAUACAGCAUUUGACUAUUAUUGUACAAGCUUAAAACCACUGUAUGACUAACAUUUGAUUUCAUUUGGCAAAUGCCUAGCAAGAUAUGACUGGAAUUUUUACAUUACAGGUUCUAAUAUUAAGGUUAGAAUUAUAAUAAUUUACGAUUAUAUCUUGAUUCUGUGUUGUCUAUAAAGUCUCUGGAAAAACUAUAGAAUUAUAUAAAAAGGGAUGAUUUGAUGUUUUUCUUUUUCAAAAAUUAGAUUCAUUGGAUGUAUAGUAAGAUAUUGUUUUAUAGUUUAUCCAAUUUAUCCUUCUCAGUGUGUACCUAUAUGAUAAUAUAUUGCUAUGAAAUGCAUCUAAUUAUUUUUGUUACAAUAAAAUGUUGUACAAUA
Molecule: messenger RNA, 1435 nt
Organism: Mustela lutreola (European mink)
Lineage: Eukaryota; Metazoa; Chordata; Mammalia; Carnivora; Mustelidae
Gene: RNF170
Product: ring finger protein 170
Exons: 8
Coding region: 222-998 (258 amino acids)
Molecular function (GO): ubiquitin protein ligase activity
Source: RefSeq, a predicted model, not a curated record